GGCUCGUGGCUCCGCCCCCAGAAAGGGUGCCUUCUGUACAUUAGGGACUGGACUGGCCAGGGCCAGCGAGCCGUUCUCAACUGCAGGGAGGCUAAACCCUGAGCCUCUAGCCCCCUUGGCCCUUGCUUUUAUUUGCUCAGCACCAUGCCACUGGCCCGCAGCCUCUCGGUGACCUCCCUGACAGGGUUGGAGGACUGGGACGAUGAACUUGACCUGGAGAAUGCCAUCCUUUUCGAGGUGGCUUGGGAAGUGGCCAAUAAAGUUGGUGGGAUCUACACAGUUAUCCAGACCAAGGCCAAGAUUACACUGGAUGAGUGGGGCGAGAAUUACUUCCUGAUCGGGCCUUACCUGGAGCUGAACGUCCGCACCCAAGUGGAGCUCAUAGAGCCGCCCAAUCCUGCUAUCCGCCGCACCAUUGACUCCAUGAACGCAAAAGGAUGUAAAGUUUAUUUUGGUCGCUGGCUGAUUGAGGGGGGACCCUACGUGAUUCUCAUUGAUAUUGGGGCCACAGCCUGGAGCUUGGAUCGCUGGAAGACGGAACUGUGGGAAAGCUGCUCUAUCGGGAUUCCCUGGUAUGACCGCGAAGCCAAUGACGCGGUUCUCUUUGGCUUCCUCACAGCCUGGUUUCUGGGGGAGUUUUCUGCUCAGUGCGAAGAGAAGCCAUUCAUCAUUGGUCAUUUCCACGAGUGGUUGGCCGGGGUUGGCCUCUUCCUCUGCCGGAUCCGGAAGCUUCCGGUGGCGACCAUCUUCACCACCCAUGCAACUCUGCUCGGACGCUACCUGUGUGCAGGCAGUGUGGACUUCUAUAACAACCUGCCGACUUUUAACGUGGACAAGGAGGCAGGAGACCGGCAGAUCUACCAUCGUUACUGCAUGGAGCGUGCGGCCGUCCAUUGCACACAUGUUUUCACCACAGUCUCCCAGAUCACAGCUGUGGAGGCUGAACACCUGUUACAAAGGAAACCGGAUAUUGUGACUCCUAACGGUCUGAAUGUCAAGAAGUUCUCCGCCAUGCACGAAUUCCAGAACCUCCAUGCUCAGAGCAAGGCGCGUAUCCAGGAGUUUGUCCGGGGUCACUUCUAUGGGAACCUGGAUUUCAACCUUGACAAGACCAUUUUUUUCUUCAUUGCUGGUCGCUAUGAAUAUUCCAACAAAGGGGCCGACAUUUUCUUGGAAGCUCUGGCCCGUCUUAACUACCUGCUGAGGGUGAAUGGCAGCCAGACUACGGUGGUGGCAUUCUUUAUCAUGCCAGCCCGUACUAACAACUUCAACGUUGAGACUCUGAAAGGCCAGGCCGUCCGCAAGCAACUUUGGGAUACAGCUAAUGCAGUGAAGGAGAAGUUUGGCAAGAAACUCUAUGAAUCACUCCUUGUGGGGAAUCUUCCUGACAUGAACAAAAUGCUGGACAAGGAAGAUUUCACUAUGAUGAAGAGAGCCAUCUUUGCCACCCAGCGCCAGUCGUUCCCCCCAAUCUGCACCCACAACAUGCUGGAUGAUUCCACCGACCCCAUUCUCAACACCAUCCGGCGCAUUGGCCUCUUUAACAGCAGCGCUGACCGGGUCAAGGUCAUCUUCCACCCAGAAUUCCUGUCUUCCACUAGUCCACUCCUUCCCGUUGAUUAUGAGGAAUUUGUUAGAGGCUGCCAUUUGGGAGUGUUCCCUUCCUAUUACGAGCCAUGGGGCUACACACCAGCUGAGUGCACCGUCAUGGGCAUUCCCAGCAUCUCCACCAACCUCUCUGGCUUUGGCUGCUUUAUGGAGGAACACAUAGCAGACCCGUCUGCCUACGGGAUCUACAUCCUCGACCGGCGUUUCCGGGGCUUGGACGAGUCGUGUACGCAGCUGACCUCUUUCCUCUACAGUUUCUGCCAGCAGUCGCGGCGGCAGCGCAUCAUCCAGCGAAACCGCACAGAGCGGCUUUCUGACCUCUUGGACUGGAAAUAUUUAGGCAGGUAUUACAUGUAUGCCCGGCAUAUGGCACUAGCGAAGGCAUUCCCGGACAAUUUCACGUACGAGCCGCACGAACCGACAGCUGCUCAGGGCUUCCGCUACCCGCGCCCGGCCUCGGUGCCUCCGUCUCCCUCCAUUUCCCGUCACUCCAGCCCCCACCACAGCGAGACCGAAGAGGAUGACGAGCGGUACGACGAGGAGGAAGAGGCGGAAAAGGACCGGCAGAAUAUCAAGCCUCCGGCCAUGAUGGGCCCCGUGCCCGAGUGGCGCAAGCGCUCCAAGAAGGGUUCGAGCGAAGCCAGCACGUCCUCCAACGCCAGCACCCCCACCAUCCCCAGCAGCCCCAGCGACCUCAGCAGCCCCACCAACUCUCUGAUCGAGGAGAAGAAUUAGCCCGGCCGAACGCCGGUGCCGGCUCACCCUCCCGCUCUUUCCCACACCUCACACCCACCCCACACACCCCGACCUCAGUAGAUCAGCUGCGCUGUGGCGCUGGUUUCCGAAGUGGCCCCAGAGCGUCAGUUCUAGAGCCGAGGAGGGGCUCCGGGUUGGUGUGUUUCUAAUGGUUUGCCCCCUUCAGAUUCUCCGCUUCGGAUCAGGUUGCGCAAAGGGGGGCAAGGGGAGGUUCCGCGUGCCCCCUCCCCCAUUUUAGAAGGAGUCAGAAAGCUGCCCUUAGGCUCUUUCUUUGUGUUCAGCUUGACCUAAAAUAUCAGGUGGCACAUUCCCCCUGCCACAGCUCCCCCUCAGACAUGGCCUAGAGUCAUAUCUCCUGUCAGCCUUUUGGGAGGAGGGGGAGAACCCUGCUGCAUAAAAGGGGGGGAAUGUGGGGGGGGGGGAAGAAAUUGGGAAGUUUUCCUGGGUGUGACCUAGGAGUGAUCUUCAUGGUUCUUGGUGCUCCUGGCUGGGCCUUUGGCCAGGUAGGUACGUGGUCUGGAGGUAUAGCAACACUUCCCUCAGCCAGAUAUUGUUCGCGGAAAUGCUGCAGCCUUUUUAACAAACGUUCAUAAGACAGGGUUUUGUAAGACCAUGUUUUAUAAACGCUAGAUUAUUAUUUGGGGUGGGGGAGGGGCAAGUGAGUGCUCGUGACUGGCAAACUUCUAAAACGUUCCCCAACAAUGUUCUAGAAUGUUCCGGGAUUCUAGGCAAGCCCAGUGCUUGAGGGAUCCAUGUUUUAUAACGCAAGAUUGUUAGGGUAUGGGGAGGGGCAGGUGAGUGUUCUAGAACGUUCCCCAGCAACGUUCUAGAAUGUUCCAGGAUUCUAGGGAAGUCCAGUGCUUGAGGGGAGGCUGGAAGUGUUCAUUAAACGGCAGCGCCUGCUCUGCUCCAGAUUGAGUGCUGCUUAUGAGGAGAGGAACGUGCUUCUUCCCAACCAUGCUUCUUGAAUAAGUCUGCGCGUUCCGGUCUUGCUUCUUCUGGACUGUGUUUUUUAUUGAAGAAUUCGGUGGAGCUGUUCAAAGCGAAGGCCCUAGAAUCAGAAAUUGCAACAGGCAGCAGGGAUUUUGGAUGUGUGGCCCUUCUGAAGCAUGAGCAGCUGAAGAAAGCGCUUAAGAUGAGAGGUGCAGCCUGCUUGUUAGAAGGUGUGUCUGGCUGGGAAUAUUAAGAGGCUUUUCUUGCCAGUGAUGGUUGUUCUAGAACCUCUUAAGCACUGCAGUUUAAAGCCAACCAUUAAUGGAAGUGCAGCGCUCCUCUUGACCACAGGAAAGGACUUGGUCCACCUUUUUCAACCUCUGGAUAUGUUGGACUACGCCUGGUUCUAUGAAGGAAAAGUAGGAUGUGGUCAAAAGCCUUUGCCUCUAAUGUGGUCAAGGGGGAGCCGAGUAAGUGUGGGUGUAGCAUUCUGGAGAAGAAGGAACCCUAGGACUGACUUGCAGCAUAAAGCCCUCUUAAAGUGGCUCCACUGGAGUGGAAUAGGAGAUCCAACCGGAAAUUUCUUUUCCAGGAUAGGCUGAAAGGAUGGCUUUUUCUAGAGUAAUAUUCAUAGCCUAAAAACUGUUGUUUAUCCUGAUGGAAGCUUGAGAGCAUUCUGGAACCGUUCAAAGUGCAAUAUUAUUCAUUGCGUGUGACUUUUUUUGUUUUUUUAAGUGCCAUGCUGAACUUAAUGAGGUAGGACCACUGUUCGCUUACAGCCAGUAGCACGAGCUAGAAGAGAGUCAUCUUAAACUUUUCUUGCUUCAGGAAUGCAGUGCUACGGACGUCCAAUCUAUAGCCCAGCCUACCCCAAUCCAGCACCUUUCAGAGGUGUCUAAAACUACCAUCAUCCUCAGAGUUGCCAUCCUACACAUCUGGAAGGCACCAGGUUGGAGAAAACUGGCAUAGACCAGAGGUGGGGUAAGUCGCAUAGGUCCAAAACAUCUGGAGAUCUACCUUCUGUCCACCCCUGCUAUAGACAAUCUAGAACGUAUACAACAUCUGGAUUGCCUCCUUGAUUUCUCUUGCAGGAGAGCAAGCAGUUCUGAAUUAUGGCCAUUCCUAGAGCAUGCUCUAAAGUUGUGCACUAAAAUGUGAAAGCAACUGUAAGCUCUUAUCGGUUCUUCUUUGAAUGACUAUGCCAGCCUUCCAUAACCAGGUGCCCUCCAGAUGGACAUUAUGGGAAUUGCAGUCCAACAUAGCUGGAGAGCACCAGGUUGGUCUAAACUAGGGCCCAUUAUGGCCAUCCUCUUCGGUGUCUUGGAGCACCAGCCAUAGCAGUUGAGAUCAACAUAUGCCAUCAAGUCCUGGACUGUGGGGAGGCCCACUCAUCAUGAAGAUGUGAGCCUGUGCUAUUGGUGAUGUAGAACAGUUUGACCAAAGUUGGUCCUCUGGCGCAGACAAGCUGAAGGAAGGGCGCUGGAGGAUGUACGACUUACUGUAAUUGGUCCAUAGAUAUUCUGUCCAGCACAAGAGAGGGGUGGAGCAAAUGCCAACUCACACAAAGACCCUUCAGUUCUGCAUCUGUUCCCAACUUUGGUAUCAACAGUAAGGAAAAUCACUUUUUUUAAAAAAAGACUUUCUGUGGCCUAGGUUAUUAUCCCUCCUGAUCAUGCCUUCUGUUUGCUUGGAUCAUGAACCACAUCGUCCGCCCCCCCCCCC
This is a messenger RNA of Elgaria multicarinata webbii, 5019 nucleotides long. It is a transcript of the gene GYS1, whose product is annotated as glycogen synthase 1. Bases 145 to 2343 code for a protein of 732 amino acids. NCBI's taxonomy places the organism in Eukaryota, Metazoa, Chordata, Lepidosauria, Squamata, Anguidae. Gene Ontology annotation, cellular component: cytoplasm. Gene Ontology annotation, biological process: glycogen biosynthetic process. Gene Ontology annotation, molecular function: alpha-1,4-glucan glucosyltransferase (UDP-glucose donor) activity. The record is from RefSeq and is a predicted model, not a curated record. The transcript is spliced from 17 exons.